Messenger RNA from Symbiodinium natans, 1258 nucleotides. The record is from the annotation of a GenBank genome assembly. Lineage: Eukaryota; Dinophyceae; Suessiales; Symbiodiniaceae.
GAUGGCCACCAUGGGCAGCAGUGGGCCCAAGAUGGGCAGCAAAGGGCCCGAGAUGGGCAGCAAAGGGCCCGAGAUGGGCAGCAAAGGGCCCGAGAUGGGCAGUGGUGGGCCCAAGAUGGGCAGUGGUGGGCCCAAGCUGGGUGGUGGGAUGGUUGGGCCUGGCAGGAUGGCUGGCGAUGGCCACUUAAGCCAGGCGGCCCCUCCGUCGCAGCAGGGUCAGGACAGUGCUUGGAAUCUGGUCCGGCAAGGGAUACCGCCGCAAAUGCUGCCAGACAAUCAGGGUCAGGGCGGUCGAAAUGGUGGUGGCACGCAGCGUCAGGGCAGUCAGUCAGCGGGUGGUCAGGGUCAGGCUGCCACUGGCCAAGCGGGCUCUGGUGGAGAUGGUGGUCAGGGUCAGGCUGCCACUCGCCAAACGGGCUCUGAUGGACAUGGUGGUCAGGGUCAGGCUGCCACUCACCAAACUGGCUCUGAUGGACAUGGUGGUCAGGGUCAGGCUGCCACUCACCAAACGGGCUCUGAUCAACAUGGUGGUCAGGGUCAGGCUGCCACUGGAGACAGUGGUCAAGCUGGCACUCAGUCUGCGGCCUCUGGUGUUGGAGAUGGCGGGCAGCAGCAGGGUCACCAAAGGCGCAGCGAUCAGGGCCAUGCUGAGAACCGUGCCCGAAGCCUGCCUGCCUGGUCCCGCAAACCGCGAGUGCCACGCCAAAACGAUGGCGAGCUGUCAAGGACCACCCCGCAGCGGGCCCAGAAUUGGGAAGGGUCAGCGGUGCUCGGCUACCUGACGCCGAACGUCGUGCGCAUGGCAGAACAGCAUUUCGACCACGGGGCGCAGCAGGUCCUCUACUUGUUGUUCAGGGUCAGGGAAGAGUGGGCGCGCGACUUCCUCCGCUACUUGAAGAACUGCCCCACAGCCGAGUUCCCCAAGAACCCUUCCGCGUGGUUGAUACACUCCACGGCCAACGUCUUUGGAGGGCUUCGGCAAUCCUUCGAUGAAGACGCCGAGGCUGCAUUGGAAGCGGUCGCUCCCGUCGGGGUCAACGUAGUCAAUCAGGCCACGGAGGUCUUGACCGAGAUCCUUACCGGCGUCGGGGUCAACUUGUCCCACCUGCCUCGACUGCGCUUUCUCUACUGUUUCAGCUACGAGGGUCAGACCACUGCGAUCCAGGCCCACUACAAAAACCCAGAGCAAGAACUGGGAGGGUGGAUCACCAGCCGCGUGAACCACGAGCUACCAAUGGUCGAGAAUCGUGCAGUGUAG